UGGGCUGAUUCAUUCGGGGGCUGGAGCUGCAAGCGCCGACGUCGGCUCCUGCGCCGGGAGCAGCCUCGCUCGUCAUUGGCUGGUUCUCGGGGACCGCCCCCCCUUGCCACCCCUGGGUUUCCUCUCGGGUCCGCAGUAGAAACACUGCCCUCACGGUUCCUGACCCCUGGGUCUUUCUCCCUUCCCUCCCUCCCUCACUCCCUCCCGCCACCGCCGCCGUCGUUUCAGACGCCCCUGCUCCCGAAGGAGCUCCUGGUUCGGUGAUGGGGUCUCGGGCUUCCACGUUACUGCGGGACGAAGAGCUCGAGGAGAUCAAGAAGGAGACUGGCUUUUCCCACAGUCAGAUCACCCGCCUCUACAGCCGAUUCACCAGCCUGGACAAAGGAGAAAACGGGACUCUCAGCCGGGAAGAUUUCCAGCGAAUUCCGGAACUUGCCAUCAAUCCAUUGGGGGACCGGAUCAUCAAUGCCUUCUUUCCAGAGGGAGAGGACCAGGUAAACUUCCGCGGAUUCAUGAGAACUUUGGCUCAUUUUCGACCCAUUGAGGAUAAUGAAAAGAGCAAAGAUGUGAAUGGACCAGAACCACUCAAUAGCCGAAGCAACAAACUGCACUUUGCUUUUCGACUCUAUGACUUGGAUAAAGAUGACAAGAUUUCCCGUGAUGAGCUGUUACAGGUGCUUCGUAUGAUGGUUGGAGUAAACAUCUCAGAUGAGCAGCUGGGCAGCAUCGCAGACCGGACCAUCCAGGAAGCGGAUCAGGAUGGGGACAGCGCCAUAUCUUUCACAGAAUUUGUUAAGGUUUUGGAGAAGGUGGAUGUAGAACAGAAAAUGAGCAUCCGAUUUCUUCACUGAAGGACUGAGACCAAACUGUUCCCCGCUUUCUAGUAUUUAAGAACUGGAACUCAAGAGUCGUCCUGUCCACCAGCCCCACCUCCACCCCAUCAUUCCCCUUCUCCCAAAGUACUACUGCUGUUGCAUGACAACCCCAGACAUGUCCUGUCAACAUAAACCUGCCUUCGGUGCAUAAACAGGGCAUUACAGAAUGGUACCCCCGUCCAUUUCUGUUCAGUAUCAUUCACCAGUUAUCUCCAUUUCUGAAUAUCAUCUUCCCUGGUUUGCUGCUGAAGGCCAUAUGUUCAUCCAGUCUGAAAAAGUGAGAGAGGGAAUUCAUGCCAAGAACCAACCAGCAAAGCUCUUUCACUGGAUAUAGAUGACAGCCUUGCUGCCUUCCCUCCAGCCGGGCUUCAGCAUGCUCCUCCAGCCUUUUUUGUAUGUCCUUUGCUUCCUCCUCCUCUUUCACCCAACAUACCAUUCACUUAGUUCUUCAGUCUCCCUGCUCUUCACUAAGCUUCAGUCCCCCUGUUCUACUCGGCACCCCAAGCUGUGCCUGUGAAACGUAUUUCUGACUUGGCAGGGUAGUGUGGCAAUCUGGCGGGUUUUGUCUACCUUUAUUCUUAAAUGGGUCUCUGGGAUGUUGCCUCUCCAGGAGCUUUUCCAUAACCAACACUUCUCUGAAGAAUGAUCAUCUUUUGGUCCCCUGCACUCUGCUCUAUCAUCAAAGGGCUGUUGGUUAGGUGUUCUUGUUGAAAGGUGGCGGCCUUGGUGCACGGUGUAGAGCCAAGGCUUCUAGAUGGCUCACCUGGGUCGCUCUACCUCUGGCCUCUGGUUCUCAACAUACAUAACUACAUGGCUACUCUUGUUAGUACAGUGUUGACUCCUCAGAAAAGGGCCGUAUACCUGCAGGUUUGCUUAGUUUGGGGAUACCAUCACCACCGGAAUGGCUGCCCUGACAAUACGCUUGAGGAACUUUCUCGUGGCUUUUUGAUCAAGGAGCCCGGGCACUCUAAAACCCUGGCGUACCCCACUUCUGCACCAUGGUUAAUGCCUCAGUGUUAUGUGCCCUGGAAUGUGUUUCACGUCCCAUUUCCAAAUAGGAUGAGCAGUGUUAACAGAAGUGCCUACCUUAUCCCAGUCCAAGAGAUUCAAAGACUGUCCUCAGUGUCUUGAAGUUUUGCACAAAAUUCUCAAUGAAUUUUACAGUUGGCAAAUGUUAAGGCUGGAAGCCAUAGUCUGCUCCUGAACGAGGUCCAAAGCAUUGAAUGUAUUGUUAUCAGAAGCUGCCUGGUUACAUUGACUUCCUAGCUCCUCUUGUAAACCACUACUCAUCUCUUAGAAGCAAGGAGUCUGGCAUCAGUGGCACGAUCUGAGGUGGUGUGACAGGCCUCUGCACGAGCCAGAGCAACUUCUGUGCCCCUCCAGCUUAGUACAGACCUCAGUGAAUCAGGCUGUCAUCAUCCUGUCUUUAGCAGUCUCCUCGUCUAUGUGUUUGCCCUUGGCUGAUUGUCUCUGACACAUUGCUUGCUCACUUGGUUGUUUCCUUGCUUUGGAAGGCUAUCCAAGAUGUGCACUCAGUACUUGAGGAAGGGAAUUGCUUAAAAACAAAAACAAGAUGCUGCAGAGGGAUUGGUAAGAGUGGCAAACAGGAGUGGCCAGGCCGGAUGACUCAAGUAUGAAUGACUGAGGAAUUCUUGAUGAAGUAUCAGUCUGACUUUGUGAUCAAGUGAUGUAAUAUAGGAAAUGUAGAAAGGGGAAGAAUUUUCUGACACUGAUCUUUUAGAGAGGUACUUCAGAGGCUCCUUGACUUCCAUAUUUAAACUUCUUAAGAUGGGGCUUUUUCCUCCUUUUGGCUGUAUAGCAAACUGUUUUAAUCCACGGUUGUGCCUUAUUGUUUCCAUUAAAAUUGUAUUCUUUGAUCCAUCAAUAAAUACUUGUGGUUAAAACAAAAAA
Lutra lutra (Eurasian river otter) is the source of this 2786-nucleotide messenger RNA. RefSeq names its product calcineurin like EF-hand protein 1 (gene CHP1). The record is from RefSeq and is a predicted model, not a curated record. NCBI's taxonomy places the organism in Eukaryota, Metazoa, Chordata, Mammalia, Carnivora, Mustelidae. Gene Ontology annotation, molecular function: calcium ion binding. The transcript is spliced from 7 exons. The coding region runs from base 264 to 851 and encodes 195 amino acids.